Heterobilharzia americana is the source of this 5572-nucleotide messenger RNA. Lineage: Eukaryota; Metazoa; Platyhelminthes; Trematoda; Strigeidida; Schistosomatidae. The record is from the annotation of a GenBank genome assembly.
GGACAAAUUCACAAAAUGUCCUUGAUGGACAAGGAGGAAAUAUGACGUUAUGCACCGAUUUGUGGAUUAUGUUGUUCUUGUUGGAUAUGACUUCGACAAAUUUGUUGAGGGCGAAGGCGGUGGACGUAUCUUGGAGAGAUUUCCUACAAAAUGUUGGCGGGAUUAUCCUUAUAAUUUCGAGAUCGAAACAUUUUGUCAACCGUGUGGUUGGUUUCUUAGUCGAGGGAAAUCACCGCCAACAUUCUUCGUUGCCUACCUGACAGAUCUUGAUGGAAAGCCCUAUUUUGCAGCUUGUCUUACUUUUCAUGAAGCUGUAUCAUCUAGUCAAUUAUUUUAUUAUAAAAUGCAGCAUCUUGCUCGACAAAAGAAAGCAAAAUCUGCAGCCAGUGCAUUCAAUCAUAAUCAUUUAAUAAAUGGAUCCUAUAAUGGGUCAUUUAUUGUAAAUAAAAAUAAGAGUUCUCUCCCUAUUUCAAAUCAUAAUUCCCAAUUUGUAUAUUAUCCUGUACAUUCUCGUAACAGUAUAACAAGUUUAGAUAGUAAUUCUAGUUCACCUAUAAGUUCAACUUUUGAUGUACAUGACCAGUUAAUCAAUCAUUCUGAGCCCAAAUCAAUUUAUGAUGCAAGUGAUCCAAAUCUGGUGCAUCCACCAGAAUUGUAUGCACCUAAGUGUUUGGUUUUUCUUGCUCGUCAUCAGCAUUUUGAUGUAUUGAAGAAUAGUCUCAGCUUAUUGUAUACAGUGUUUGCCGACUCAUUACGUCAGUAUUCUGUUGAACAAAUGAUUGCAACUGUUCUCGGAGGUGUAGAAGUCCCACCCACAGGUGGUCCACGAGUAACAUUCAGUUUAGGCACUGGUGAUCGUCAGAUAAUUCAACCUGCUCAUUGUAGUAGUAUACCUGUUACUCGAAAUUGUGUAGCUGUAUUAUUUAAACACUUGGGAGUACAUAAUGUGAUUUUAUUGUUCACUGCAAUUAUCAGCGAUCAAAAGGUUUUAUUGUGUUCACGCAGUUUAAACCGGCUAACAGAGGCAUGUCAUGCUUUGACUUCUAUAUUAUAUCCCUUAAAAUAUGGCCAUACAUAUGUUCCUAUACUUCCAAAAUCAUUAAUUGAAUUUGUGAAUGCACCAACUCCAUUUCUCUAUGGUAUUCAUUCAUCUUAUCAGCAUUUGUUGCCUGAUACGGUUGAUGUAUUUGUUGCUGAUCUCGACGGUGGUAGUGUAGUUUGUCCUGAGAAUACUCCAGUUCCUCAACUGCCUGAUCCAUAUUUUACUGAAGUUGUUGAAAACUUAUUUCAGAUUUUAAGCCCGGAACUAAUGACAGCUGAUCAUAUCUACCCACCAGCUACAUCGAAUCAGCCGAUUGAUUUAGUUUCUCAGGAUAAAAAAUUACGAGCUGUAUUUCUUCGUUUAUUCGCCUCUUUAUUCGCUGGUUACCGAUCAUGUUUAACAAUCACACGUAUCCAUCCACAACCAGUGAUACAUUUCAAUCAAACUUUGUAUCUACUUCUUCGUGGGAACACUGCACACAAUGAAUUCUAUGAUCGUCUUUUAUCGAGUAUGCGUUUUCAUCAAUUCAUAUUAGAACGUGGUCCACCAUUUCGUGUAUGUGAUUUAUUUGAUGAAGAGUAUGAUGUGAAUGUUGACGAUUAUUCACUAUUCAAUACUGGACUGAUGAAUGACAAGGAUUAUGACUAUGAAAUGCGGAAUCAUUCAGAGCUAAAUGGAGGUGUCACAGCUCCCGCAAAUUUACAUCUCAUAGAGCGAUUGAGCACAAAAUUACUGAGCAAUGAAUGUGGUGAUCAACCAGUUACACAGAUUCUUCCAAAUGAAGCUGUUGAAGCUCAUAAACGUAUUCAUCAGACACCAUUCCCAACUUUAGAUGCUAAACUAAUUGAUGAAUUGAUAAUUCAGUAUUCUCAGAAGAAAGCUAAGAAUGUUACUUAUCACAAACCAGAACCACGUUUUGUACCACAAGGUAAACAAUUGGAUCGGCAAAUAUUUAAAGCUGAAAUGUUCCCUGAUAAAUAUCGAGUAAUUCAUGAAUUUGUUGAUGAUAUCUUCAAUCAACAUAUUACAGAAGCUUUGAAGCGCCGAAAUACAAUACGUCAAGAUUUAAAAUCUCGACCAAUGAGACGUUUAUUUGUCGAUGAACUACGUCGUUACCUAAUCCCAGACACAAUAUCAUUAUCACCAACUGAUGCAAUCAAUGACUUUAUUGGUAAUAUGACAGUUGACAGAAGUGUUUAUGAAAAACGAGCUGUAUUAACAUGGGAACAAUUUGAACUAAUUGUUGACCUGUUAGACGAAGCAUUAAGACAAGAGACACAAUCAAAAGACAGUGGUAUUACUCCUAUCAUUAUGGACUUAAGCACUAGACUGUGCACAGAAUUAGAAAAUGUCCGUUAUUAUGCCAAUAUGAGUCAUCAAAUUCAACGUCAUGAUAUUUGGCGGCAUAUGGCAUUUUGGGAGAGUGUGUUCAACGAACAAGUCAAUAAUCAAAUACGUUUAUUGUAUAUUGAUUUCUCUGAAGAAGAACUAAAGAAGUCUCAUAAACAACAACAACAAAGUAAACAGCAUUUUGUAAAUUUACCAAAUGGUCAUACAUCUUCAUCGCCAUCAUCAUUAACAACUCCAGGUAACAGACAAUGUAAAAGUCCAUCUUCUCCUGAAAAGGAUGGUGUAUCUAUUGUUAUCGUUGGUCGGAGUGAUAAUCAAAAGUCUACUUGUACAAUUCAACAACAAUGUUAUACACCGAACAUGUCUGCAUUGGAAAUAGCUGCAGAAGAAAUGCGUAUCGGUCAUACACGUUCACAAGAAGUGCAACAGGCAUUGGAAACACGGGAAGAAAGCACAAUAUAUGCACAGAUUAUACAUUUUAUCAAUCUAAUUGUUAAUUUUCGUAUACCUGUUCAUAUUGGUGCAGCGGUAGCCGAUUUAUACUGUGAAGAAUCAUUGAAUAAUGAUUUAUCAGGUAGCUUUUCAUUUAAUAAUUUAACUAAUGUUAUGUCAGGUGAUAGUAACAGGCGAGCAUCAGACAAUGAUUAUAAACGCCAACAAACUCCAGAUACUAUCACAUCAAACGAUAUGCCAGUGACUAGUCAAAUUAAUCAUACCCUUCGACUUAUAUCACAAUCUUCUGAAGCAUCUGGUAAAAACAACAGUCGUUAUUAUCCAAAUAGCUCAUUGGCUAGAGAAGGAUUUUAUAGGUAAGUAGUAUUGUUAUAGAAAAACCUUUUUUCCCAUGCCUAAACAUAUGCGAAAACAAAUAGAAACAUUUUUGGUCAUUGAUACUUAUAAUCUCCCGUUGCUAUACUUAGUCGAAAUGCACGACUUGCGUUGACAGAUGCGUUCCUAUCCGGAGGCCGCGAUGCUGUCUGGAUAUUCAUUAUAUUCUAGUAUACUUGGCGGCUGCUAAUGGAAUCCAGAACUCGCGUUUCUUCGUAUUUGGGACUCGUCAGCUGUGUGUACAUACACUUUGCCUUGUAGAUAAUGCUUAGGAGCUAGAGGCGAAGGGUACUAGUUUCGGGUCUCAGUGAGGAUAACAUUACUCCUCACCGGUGUUAAGGUACAUCCACCUUACGAGCUCUAAAUAGGACUAAACGGGCAUCCUGGAUUCCACUGCUGGCCGCCAAGUAGACUACAAAACAGAAAAAAUAUCUUCUGGAAAAGCCAAUAUAAGUAAUUGAAUAAUCAUUUGUCUCGUUAAAGUAAUUCAAGUUAAUGACUUGAUUACGUUUCGAAUUUUAAUAUUCUUUUAUUCAACUGUCGUCAAUAACUAUGCCUCAUAUCUGCAUUCGUAUCUUAGUCAGAAUCCCUGGUUAAACUAAUAGGGUAGUGUGUGUGGAAUACUGAGAAGAAGAAGAAAAAGAAGAAGAAGCAGAUCAAAAGUACAUCGAACUAGAAUUUUUUAAUGAUCGCGAGCAUUUGUGGGGGAGAAAGUGAAAGAAAUGGAAAAGGCAGAAACAGUAAGUAGCACUCGACAACCAUUAAGGCUUAUUAGGGAUACUAGCGAGAAGACGAUGAUUAUCACCGAAAAGGAUGGGAUGCUCAUAACCUUUCAGAAUAGACGGCUAGAACGUUGGUUGAAACACUGAAACACAGUUCAACUGGCUCAUAACAAUGUUUCAGUUACCCAACAUCGAACCUUAACCUGAAUAAGACGUAUUAUACUGGCCAUUCAGCCCUUCUUGUAGUUAAGAAAGCUAUUUCAAAUGUGAAAGGGUGCAAAGCAGCUGGUCUGAUGGUUCACCAUAAGACGUUUGGAAGGAUAGAAGUAGAAAAUUACUGAAUGAAAUAACCGAGAUGCUAGGUAGUUGAAGGGAACCAGAAGUAAACCUUUUGGAUUGGUCUAAAUUGAUGGGCAUUCCAGUCUACGACAACAGAAGGAAGGUCGCCUUAUGAUAACCACAUGGUGAUUCGGUCAGCUUAACUCACAUCUCAUCCAAGAUCCUUAUGUAUACGGUGCCUAGCGGAAGCUCAGGAAACUCAGGCAGUUCUCAGACCUGAACAACAGUGUAUCGAUUAGAUCUUCACCUUUCUUCAGGCCAUGAGGCGCAAGCAUUCUUACUAGUGACCGACACUGAUCUUUUUUUGACCUGGAGGUGGCAUUCGAUCUCAUCGACCGAAAGAUGUGAUAGUAUAUGACUGUGAAGGAAGUACCAAGCAAGUAUAUGAUGCUAAUCAGAGCUAUCCGCUCGAACUCCCACCGCUGCCUAGGAGCUUAUGAUGAGUUGUCGUUGGAAAUGUUGACAACCAGAGAUGCCUGUUAUCACCGCUCCUCCUUAGUGUGCUACUGACGACUUGACGGACUUUCAUUUUUACAGAGAUUGAUCUACUCCAUUUAAGGCACACUUGGCUGACUUGGAAUACGUAGACGAUAUGGUGCUUUUCAGUGGAGACAUUGAAAAAAUAUGAAGUUUCCUUAAGGCAUCGGAGCAUAUAUCUGAGUAUGUUUGGGAUGCGUUUGCAUCACUCAAAUGGUCUGAAGCUCUCCCAUGUUAGAUAUCUAAAGAUAGAUGAGGAUAUACUGCUCUGUUUGUGAGAUAUGGCCUUCGAAAUCAGAAGAUAUAAAGAGGAUAAGGGUUUUCGACUACAAACGCACCUAUUUCAAAACCCUUAAUGCUAAGGAAUGGAACUAUUGGUCAAGUAACUGUGUGUGUGUGUGUGCGUGCAUUAUUCAGUGAUACUUCUGACUUAAUACUCACAGUCAACAUGAAACGAAGUUGUUGUUCCUUCAGAAACAUACGGCCAGGGUAAAAUGGCUCUAAUUGUACCUUCAACGAUUAUAUGAAGCCUAGUAAUUAGCCAAAAGAUUCUUACAAAGCUUCUGAAGUAGACUUAUUCUUUACCUUCCCUUUCACACUUCUACAUUGAAUCUGUUUCGAUAUACUUGUUAACUUUUUUAAUUUUCAAUCGCUAUUAUUCAGAUUUUUAAUAAUUUGGUCCGAUACAAUAUUGUUAUGAGGUCAAUCAGAUGGAAAAAAAAAGAAUUUUAAUCACUAUAUAGCAUAAUUAAACUAGUCAGUAUUCAGGAUCACAAUAUUCAAUGAGUUAAAAUACUGUUGAUUAUCCGGACGC